Messenger RNA from Colletotrichum spaethianum, 1971 nucleotides. RefSeq lists its product as uncharacterized. Lineage: Eukaryota; Fungi; Ascomycota; Sordariomycetes; Glomerellales; Glomerellaceae. The transcript has a single exon. The record is from RefSeq and is a predicted model, not a curated record. Bases 1 to 1971 code for a protein of 656 amino acids.
AUGGAGACCAACAUAAGCAACGAAGCCAGUGGCAGCAGCGCCAGCGUCAAGGCUUUCGAUGGCGACCCCUUCGCGGUGUUCCCUGUCGAGAUCCACAAGGAGAUCCUGGAUGACCUCGAUCAUCGAGGCGACGUCCUAGCAAUCAGCCAGGCGUCUCCCGCGGUGAGACAAACCGCUCACGCCAGCGGCAACUUCACCAGACAGUUCCUUGAGACCGAGCUUGGCCCAGCGCAGUUGCGCAGGCUUCUCCACGACGCCCUUGCCGUCGUUAUGUUCCCAGUCAUCGCCUCGAUUACUGAUGACGCCGACAAGAAGGCAAAGAUCUCGAAGCAUCUCCAAAACUGGAAGUCUGGUGAGCUCUACCAACACGCUAACGACGUCGACAAGAUGGCGGCAUACACAUUCAUCGACCAGGUCGUGAUCCCCUUCGCCGAGGACUUCGCCGCCCUCACGAAGAAGCUCGGCAGAGCCACUAACCAGAUCCGUGUGCCCGAAUGGGCUCACGCUUCGCGAUGCGACCGCGCACCUUCUCGAGUCAAUAUGAUCAUCUGGCAAUACCAGCCCGAGGAGCGCGUCCGCCUAGUUCGAGCGUUCUGUCGCUUCGAGUUCCUCAGCAAGGUUGUCCAGGCUCGUCCCAGUGGCCAACUCUACACCCUCUCAGAGCAGCGCAAUCUCCUCGCCGAGUUUUUUGACGCUUGGGAGGUGGAGGAGAUCCUCUGCGUGCAGCUGUACAUUGGAGACAUGCACACCAUUCUCCUUGAGACUCACAUGACCGGCGUCAUUGAUACCAUGGCAGCUGACUCGUACGAUGCUCAUUGUGGUGUUUAUAACCCAGAGCGUCGGUUCAUCCGUCUGCGCCGCGGCCCGUUCGGGAACGGCGAGAGCGACGACGAUGAAGAGUCCGAGUACGAAUCUGACGGUAGCCCGUCUCUCACAGUCGGCUCCAUCGAGGACAGUGCCUCGAGCUCUCUCGCGCAGGGUGAAUCGGAGAAUGACUCUGAGGAUUCUCUUGAUUAUUAUGAUGACACGUCUGACGAUUCCGAGUAUGAUCUUGAUGAUAUCGAUGAGGGAGACUGGUUCACCAAGACCGACCAUGAGGCCAACCCCGGAACGCCCUGCGCCAAGUUCGAGCUCGCAGACCACGAGAAGCACACCGUCUUCAUCAAGCAGGUCGCCACCUUUGGCCUGAAGUUCCUCCAGCACUUUAUCAAGUCAGACAAGAAGGCGUACAGCCGCUGGAUCCGCGCCAACGGCCACAUCAUCCUCAACGGCAUGGCGAGCUUUGAGCAGGCAAAGUACUUUGGCCCCCUCGGCGAGCGGGACGCAUCCUGGAUGGCGCGUCUCUCCCUCGACCCCAUGCAGCUCGUCGGACUUUCACUCUUUAACAGCGCCAGCAGCGCGCCCCCCAGCAGUGCGACCGACAAUAGCCCGCCCGCCACCAACGCUGAUCUCAGCUACGGCCGCUUCCCCGGAAUCAACGAGGCCGCCUCCAACACGGCCUGGAAGCAGAUCUACGCCACGAUCCCGCAGGUGCGCGAGGCCCUCCGCCGGUGCGGAUGGGUGUUCUGGUCCGAAGCGCGCCUCCGCGCCAACGUCUUCGCCCUGGAGACCUUGCCCUUGUGGCUCUACCACCCGAUAAGGCCCUAUGUGAUAAACCCGACCUCUGAGAGCCAAUGGCCGGAGUCCUUACUGUUCCCUCAUUGGAGUGAUGGAAUCAUGAUGGACACGCUUGAUGGAGGGGGACUCUUGGCGCCCCUGCUUUGGUUCAGCAGCGCCGCGGAGAUGAAGCUGUUGGAGUUCCUCGCCCAGAACCGCGAACGGCGGGGAAAGAUUCUUUUCCGCGCCCAUCCGUUCGACUUCUUCCGAUACGAGGAGAUUCCGCUUGACGUCUGGCAGGAGUGUAUGGGCGACGAAGACCCUGCAGUUCCCGCUGGAACUGUCCAGGUGUUCCCUAACAUCUUUUGGGGCUAG